Messenger RNA from Peromyscus eremicus (cactus mouse), 3603 nucleotides. RefSeq names its product KIAA0753 ortholog. The record is from RefSeq and is a predicted model, not a curated record. NCBI's taxonomy places the organism in Eukaryota, Metazoa, Chordata, Mammalia, Rodentia, Cricetidae. Gene Ontology annotation, cellular component: centriolar satellite. The transcript is spliced from 19 exons. Bases 132 to 3131 code for a protein of 999 amino acids. Gene Ontology annotation, biological process: centriole replication; protein localization to centrosome.
GGCGACUGGGCGAGAGGCCGGAAGCGAGGCCUAGCUUGGGCUUGCCUGUCCGCCUCCGGGUCGCCGCGCCUCGCCGAGCCAGAUUUGCCUGAUGACUUGGUGGUCACUGAUGUUCUUCAUCACCUGACGUGAUGGGACCAAGCCAGACAUCUACCUGUGUUCAUCUAGCAUCCAGUAUCCAACUAGAUGGAAGGAGUGACCCUAGGACUCUUCAACCUCAGAACCAGCUGCAGUUUAAUAGGAAUGUUCCUACACAUCCCAGCAACUUGGCAGUCCGAUACUCUUGUCCACAUGCAAUUAAAAUUGAAAAACUGAAACACUCAUAUAAUGAAUUGUAUCAUUGUAAAGACUUGGAUUUUAGAGCUGGAAAUGAUCUAAGCAGUUCUGUCUCAUUUUCUGUCAUAUCGGAAGAGAGGCUUAGCUAUGCUGUCCACCUAGCCAAAAGAGAUGUAAAACGAAGACAGUUUGAAGAACACAUAAAGGAUCAUCUCAGAAGUCAGCCUCAUGUCUCUCACAAAUGUGUACACACCCAGGUGGAUAAGAAGGACUCAAAGAGUCAGAGUGUCUGUCAUUGCAGCCACCAGCCGUCCAAAGCAAGCAUCUCCAGCUCAGGUGCCAGGGUUUAUAUAUACACAUCUCAUCCAGGGCGUUCAGAUCUUACUGUGCCAAAUUCACCACCUACCCAUGAUCCAGGACUUCAGCCACAACCCAAGACAGAGGAUCACAAAAACAUGUGGGAACAGAAAAGCCUGUUAGAAGUUCAGCGACUCCGAAAGGAAUUGAGCAGUUGUAUCCAUAAAAUAGAAGCAGUAACUAAAAAAGAUAGACUAGAAGAAGCUUUGGAUCCAGAUGAAGAGCAUCGAAUCCGAGUGAGGAGACAGGAGCAAGCUGUGCGCUGUGCUCGAAUGCUCUACGGUCUUCAGCAGCAGGUAAAAGAAGUCCAGGAAGAACUGGAUAAACUGAGUCCACACAAAAUUAAACAUACUAAGAAGUCGUGGGCAAUGUCUAGGCUGGCAGCCGCUCAUCGAGGAGCCAUCCGGGCCUUACAGAUGUUUGUCACUCAGUUUACUGACCGAGGGGAGCACCCAGUUCCUUCUCGGUGUAAGGAACUGGGCAGCCUUAUUCGUCAGCUUUCACUGUGUUCUGCCAAGCUGGAUUCUGAUCCUUCUGUGCCAGAUGUGGUCAUAGACAUCUUGCAUCAAAUUGAGGCUAUGGAGUCUCUCCUGGAAAAGAAACUGUCACCUAAAAAGGUAAAGAAAUGUUUCACAGAAAUUCGGAACAGAUUUCCUAUUGGUAGCCAAAGAAUCUUAGAGAGAUGGCCAACUGCACUGCCCAAGAAUGAGAGAAGACCCUUGGUCGCAAAGGAGACAUUUCCACAGGAAGCCAGUCGACCUUCUGUGGCAAAGAGGCUUCUUGCUGAUGUCUGUCAGCCUGAUGUAGAGCUUCCAGUGCCUCAAAGGCUGGAGAGUGAACCUGGUGUGGUAGAUGAGGAUACUCUUCCAGAAGAAGCCCCUUUCAUAUUGGGCCAUGGUACAGGUGCCAAGGAUGAAGCACUAACCCCAGCAAAAACACGAGCAGUGAAAAAGAAGACUGUAACAGAGCAUGUGCCAUUUAGGAAGAAAGAUACGUUAGAGUCAGCCAGACUGCAACAGGGACUCCACAUAUCUGAAAAAAAUCGACCAAACCAACCUUACAGCAAAAGCAGGUUGCAACAGACAACGGUGUCAUCCAGAUUAAAAAUGAACCGACAGCCUGUGAAAGACCACAGGGCUCCUUGGAUACCUCCAAACCCCACAUCCCCACCAGCCUCUCCUAAAUGUACUGCGUGGCUAAAGGUGAAGUCCAGUCCCUGCAGAGAUGCUGCUAAGGAACAGUCCCUCCAGCAGGAGGACACCCACGAGGGAAGUCAGUUGGGAGGUGCUGCCCAGCAAGAAGCAGCCAGGCUUCCUUGGCCAGAUGCUGAGUCUUCCAGAAGACUGAAGGAACUAGAAGAAUUGGAAGCCAAAGAAAUGGAAAGAAUGCAAAAGCAGAGGCUUGAUUGGCUUGAGGCUGAGACUUGUAGAAGAACCAAGGAGCUGGAUGAACUGAAAGCCGAAGAAUUGGAUAGACUUCAAAAAUUAAGUGCCUCUGCCACCCAGUUAGCUGACAGGGUAGAGGAGGCGGUUCUGGAGCGGUUGAAGCCCCUCUUGAUCAAGGCCCAGAGAGUUAAUUCUUCUGUGGAAGCAAAUAGUCAUUUGAAGGAUCGUCUGUCACCGAGCGCAGCAGCAGCAGCAGCAGCAGCAGCAGCAGCAUCCCAGCCUGCAGAGCAGGCUGCAGGUAUCAAUUAUGAAUCCAGGAAUAUUCAUCAGCUGGAUGACUGUUUAGAAGAUGCUGCUCAUGAGCUCCAGGCUAUGACUCAUGAUAAGAUCUUGGGGUUAGAAACUUCAGCCACAUUGGGGGACAGCAAGGACAGCCCUGAUCUACAGACCAUGAUGCGCCGGAUGGAGGAAAUGGAAAAAUACCAGGAGACAGUUCGCCAAAGAUAUAAUAAAAUUGUAUACGCUGACCCUCACUUAUGGAUGCACGAAGAAAGAAAUGACCAGAACAACCCAGCAGUAAGUGAAAGACCUUUGGCUCCCCAUCCAAUCAAGAUCACUAAGACAGCAACUCCCAAGGAUCCAGCUGUGAAAAUCUUGUUAGAGAGGCCCUGCAAUGCCAACUCACUGGAUGAAAGUGUGGGAACAGAGGAGGAACCAGAGAAAAGAGAGGCCCCCUUUUCCUCCGUCGGAGAAGAUCUGCAUCAGAAAGAAGGCCGAACUCCCCUCUUCGUCCCUCCAGGGAUGCAGCACAGCAUUGGUGAUUACUGUAGCCAAUUUGAGCAGUUCCUACGGAUCAUAUCUCAUGAGGCUGUAGGCUCCUUCAACCCAUGGCUAAUAGCUGAAAGGUAUGAAAAGCAUUUCUCUGAAUGCAGGAAAUUUGAGGCUAGGAGAGGGCAGACCUUCCCCAUGCCAGUUCACUCUCCUGGAGGGCAGAAGGUCCUCUCCACACCACAGAGCAUCCCGUCUGAAGGAGGGAGCCAGGUGGGUGACUGGAAGACUUUUGGACUCUCCAGGGGACCAAAGAUGCCCAUAUGGCCUUUUGAAGGCGCCUAGGUCCUGGUGCUAAGGUUUUCAGAAACUCUGAAUUGAGAAAAAGAAGUGUGUAUAAAAAUAAGGCAAGUGCCUGAAAAAAAGUUUGCCUGGGUCAGUUAUUUGUGUGAGGUUUGGUGAAAGAAAUGGAAGAGCAGAGGGAAAGGCACACCCGAGGACUCAGUGAGUCUGGCUACUGCAGACGCCCUAAGCAGCCUCCCGUGAUUGUUCCGAAGGUAUCAGAAGUUCAGGUGAUGAGUUAAGAUGCUUGGUCACACUUAUUUAUACAAAACUGAUUUUGUUUAAUGUUUUCUUGCUUAAUGUUACAUGACCUCAGAAUGUGAAGGACAUCUAGGGUUCGUAGUCUGCAGUCUGGAGAGUUAAACGUGCACUUGAGCCUGUAAAGCACCUGUCAUUGGUAGUGUGAAGUCGUUUGUGUGACAGUUGUUACUGUGCUGAUUUAAAACAAAAAUAAACUCAGUAUUUUAAAUUGUGA